CUGGGCUUACAAAUGUCUAAAAGCGUAAAAUUAAGAAAAAUGAGUAGUAAAUGCAAAAAACUGAGAAACAACGGGGACUAGUCUGCAAAUUAAAUUACAUAUUAAUAUAGUGAUCAAAAUUCAAAAGUUGUAAGAAAGACAAGAAUCUUCGAAGAACAUGUAUGCAACUAACUCCCUCGUUUUUAUCUUUUGUCUUCCCCGCACGAUCCGAUCCGUACAUAAACAGUCCCUCCCUACCAUACCGAAGUUACUAAAAAAGAAAAACCCCAAAAAAAGAGAGGAAAUUUCUAAAUCUGCAAAAAAAACCCUCCAAAAAUCAAACUAGUUUUUUUUGACUGGUUAUCGUUUCAAAGGGUUUGUUUGAGUAGUAGAAGAAUAAGAAGAAAUGAUGGGAAUCGAUGCUAAAGAUGUCUGUGUGAUCGUCUGGAAAAUCAUAAGAUAUUCGACGAACACAACUUGCAGAUGCGUGAAGAGAUAUCCAGUUGCUUCGGGUGUUUCAGCGUUUAUGAUCCUCUUGUACACUUUUCUUCCUUGGCUUUUCUAUCUCUUGCUCUGUUCUUCUCCGUUGAUAGCUUCUGCUUCGUUUUAUCUCCGGAAUCACCUGAGUUCGAAGAUCGGUGACUCCUCGGAGGAGGAAAAUAGAACGGAUCGUGAGUUAUCCUCUGUUUCCGGUGAGGGAGGAACAGCGAAGGCUGAGUUAAAGCACCAAAGAAGUGUUCGACGAAACGCGAGAAGGAAAGUUGAAGAAGUCGGGAAAGAUUGGGACUCGUCUCGGGCUAGCGAGGACGAGAGAGGAAAAGUUAUUAUGACAACUCUCUACGGUGAAUUACCGGAGACGACCAUCACUCAAGAUCUGGAGACGACGUUCAAGAGAGAGAGGACGUUGCUUGUAGGAAAAGAAAGCUUCGCUGAGUCUAACCUUGACAGCGAAGGAUACGUUGUUGUUGUGGAUCCUUUGGAGAGGGUGAUAAGUGUUGGUGGUGAUGUUGAAACUGAAGUAGAAUGUUCAUCAUCGUCAUCAGAGGAAGAAGAAGAAGAGGAAGAAGAGAAAGAUACAAACGCGGUCAUAGUAGCGUGGACAGAGGAUGAUCAGAAGAAUCUAAUGGAUCUUGGGACAUCCGAGAUCGAAAGAAACAAGAGGCUAGAGAAUUUGAUCUCAAGAAGAAGGUCAAGGAGAUUGUUCUUGCUUGCAGCUGAGAGAAGCUUGAUGGAUAUGGAGGUUCCUAGGAUCUGUGUUGGUCGGAACUACUACGGUUUGGAUAAUAAAGAAAGCUAUGAAAUCGAUGGGCUUCUCAUGCCAGGCUCUGCACCUUCUGUGUUAUUACCGAGAAGAAACCCAUUUGAUCUUCCUUAUGAUCCACAUGAAGAGAAGCCUAACCUCACAGGAGACAGUUUCCAGCAAGAGUUUGCAGAGUCUAACCCUAAAGAUAAUAUCUUCUUCUGCCGCCAUGAGAGCUUCCAUCACAGAGUCUUCCCAUCAGAAUCUCAAAAAGAUUCCACAUUUGAGUCUUUGUGGAAAAAGACUGUUGAUGGUAGGCCUAAGCCACUUCUAGAUAGCGAAGAUCAACUUCCUGUAAUGAAAGAAAGAGAUCUUACAAGAGGGAAAGGAAGUGAUAUGGAGGCAGGGGAGGUACGGAUAGAGACUGAUUCAAUCAGAAACGACGAUAGUGAAUCCAACGCGACGCUCUCUCCGCGAGAAAGAGAGAAAGAUUUCAAUGUCUCUGACCAGUCAGAUGCUUCUGAGACUUUCUGCAGACGAAACGAUCGUGUAGGGAAAUCUCUGGCCGGUUUAGUGCCUAGAAGCAGUGGUUCGAGCUCGCUAGCGAAUGCGAGGCAAAGAUACAUGGAGCAUUUUGGUUACAGCACAAGGAAAUGUCACAUGGUGUCACAUUCUGUUGACUCUGAUCUUCAAGUUGAGGUAUCUGAGCUCGGAUCACAUCCUACUUCGGUUGAUGGGAAUGACUCAUCUGAUGAAGAGAGAUCUUUGUUUGUUUACGAAUCGGAGAUUGGAAAGGCUGAUCAAGAUCUAAAUGAAACAGAGUCUUUAGCUUCUCCAGAGAUUGAAGACGCAAGAAAAUUGGAGCUAAUGGUUCCUCAACUUGAUGAAGCUUUCUCCAAAGAAGCAGAGGAGUUAAAGAAACUUCUUGAAAACUCAGCUGAUGAGAUAAAGAUAAGUUAUGACUCAGACGCGCCUGAACCAUCGGAGAGGAAUGAUCAAGCAUCUGGGAGAAAUGAUGGAGAAGAGAUACAACAAACUUCUGAUGUAAAUCAUAAUGGAGACUCUGAAGAAUCUGCUACUUCUCCAAGAUCAGUAUUACCAGACAUGCUGUCUGAAAGCCAAACUCAUUCUGAGGAUCUUGAUCAAACAUCAGAUGGUGAGCUUCGCAAUGUGGAUCCACCUGCAGAACCAUCUCAUAAUCAGGAACAUUCCGAGACAACUGAGGAAACUACAGUAGAAACGGUUUGUUCGGAUGCAACAGGAACAAUUCAGGAGAAUCAAGAGAGAUCUGAAGAAAGGUUCAUCAAUGAUGAGUCUAAAUCUGCAGAAGGCCACAGAUCAAUGUCCAUUGAUCCAUUGGCUAAAGAACUUAAAGACAAUCAAACCGAUGAUGAACUGCUUUGAUGCAGAUACUUGAUCGCAUUCUUACGGAAAAGUCAACCAAUUCAUCUUGGUUUAUAGGAUCAAACACACCAAUAUAGCUCCAGAGACCACUUUUACAGGUGUUACUAUGAGUACAAAACAAAUGGGUGAAAUAUACAAUCUUGUGUAGAUAGGAACUUUAUGUUUGCGUUGUAUCAUCAAAAUGUAUGUUUUUAUGCAAAAGUAUAGUGAGACAGUGUAUAGGUUUCUUGUGUGUGUCUUUGCUUCCUUAGAUCGAACGGCAAUUGAGGAGAUCAUCCUUAAACCUGUUUUGUCUUCUUCGGCUACAUAUAUUUUCGCGUGCUUAAAUUACAAAUAUGAUUUUCUCUUUUAGCUUAUACGG
Molecule: messenger RNA, 2984 nt
Organism: Thlaspi arvense
Lineage: Eukaryota; Viridiplantae; Streptophyta; Magnoliopsida; Brassicales; Brassicaceae
Source: the annotation of a GenBank genome assembly